AGCUCGUCAUCAUAUUCUCGAGUUGGAAACCUCUCGUCAGGGUGCCAAGGAGAUGUCUUUGUCUUCUGUUUCCUCUCACGUCAACGCCGUCCGUUCCAAGUCGAAUUAUCGACUUCAGAUGGGAAAACUCAUCGCGAAGUCUGUCGCAUAAAACUCUUUGUGCACGUUUUGCGGCCUUCCAAUCCAUCCAAUUGAGAUGUGUCCUGCCAAGAGUAGUCGGUGCCGAUCUUGCCACCACAGAGGACAUUGGGACAAAGUAUGCCGAUCCAGACCUCCUACCAGGGUCUCUCCGCCGUCAAAGUCGCGAGUCGGCUCCAUGAAACUACGGGCUGCUUUCUCACCGUCGCCAUGUCCCACUACCAGUCGAGUCAACGUUCGGGUCUCACCAAUAGGAUCUAAAGGCAGGCCAAUUCAAGUUAGAUUUUGUGCUGAUACCGGUGCUUAUAUUUCAGUCAUGGCUUCCUCAAUAUUUCAUCAAUCCGGCUUGAACGAUAUUACUACACUGACAAAAUUGGCUGAACCUGUUGUCAGCAUUGACGGGAAAGUAAUCCGGCAACUGGGGAUGUUUUAUGCCACAUUGGAUCUUAAUGGUAUGGUUGCCCAUAACGUUCCUAUUGUAGUUUGCCCGGAGUUACACGACGCUUUCCUUGGCUUGAAUGCUUGCAAGGCCCUCACCAUCAUUGAUGAUAAUUUUCCGCUUCCCAAGGAAAUCGAAUCAGUCAGUGACAAUUCGGCUAAUCGGCUGAUCGCUGUAGUCAAAGUUGGAUCUCAGGAUUCAGUGCUUCAACCUCGGACCAUUAUUCCUAUUGGUUCAAAGGUCCGUGUUCAUUGCCCAGCAUCACAAGGUUGGCCCUCUCACAGGGCGACCGUUCUCAAAAGUUUUGAACGUCGCUACCUUCUUCUUUUUGACAAUGGUUUGAAGUCGUGGAGGAAUAGGCGCGUCCUGCGGGUGUUAUUGAUGAAGCAUACCAACACGCUCCCGAAAAGCCGAGAAGAAGUCUCAAAAACCCAGAAUGGAUGACAGCAUCACUGAAAAUGUUAUUCCACCAAAAGAAGCGUCUGUACAACACUAAAAGGAUUUUUCCCGCUAAUAGCAAAUCAAAUGACUUUAAGUCUCUUCAAGUUAAAGUGAAGCAAGAAAUUAGACUACAAAAGCUCAAAUACGAAUCCAAUCUUGCACGUAACUCGAAAAACAACCCCAAAAAGUGUUAUCGCUACCUAGGGACAAAGUAGGUGAGUAAAACGAUUGGUCCCCUCGUAAACCUAGGAGGACAGCCCGUCGAUGAUGACCAAGAGAAAGCCAACCUUCUCAAUGACUACUUUGCUUCGGUUUAUAAAACCAACUCAAACAACCCUCGUGAAAUAUUUGA
Tigriopus californicus is the source of this 1370-nucleotide messenger RNA. RefSeq lists its product as uncharacterized. The transcript has 2 exons. The record is from RefSeq and is a predicted model, not a curated record. Bases 197 to 1021 code for a protein of 274 amino acids. NCBI's taxonomy places the organism in Eukaryota, Metazoa, Arthropoda, Copepoda, Harpacticoida, Harpacticidae.